Molecule: messenger RNA, 828 nt
Organism: Rhagoletis zephyria (snowberry fruit fly)
Lineage: Eukaryota; Metazoa; Arthropoda; Insecta; Diptera; Tephritidae
Source: RefSeq, a predicted model, not a curated record
AUGGCUUUGGUUGCAUUUGGUGCACUGAUAAUGCGCUACAUGGGCAAUGGUCCUGAAUGGCUUGGAGCUACUGUCUUUUAUGAUUUAUACUGCAAACGCAACUGGUGGAUCAACUUGUUGUAUUUGCAGAAUUUUGUUCAUCAAAAUGAAACUUGUUUAACUCACACUUGGUACUCAGCGGUAGACACUCAGCUGUAUUUACUGUCACCAGUAUUUAUAAUUCUUCUUUACAAAAUGCCCAAAACUGCAUUCGCACUGUGUUUUGCAAUAAUUGCAGCCUCAAUAGUUGGAACAUGGACUCUUACAGUGAUGAACAACUAUCCAGCAGUAUCAUAUUUUACGGAUUCAAUAACGACGCAACAACUUGUUGGCUACUACAACUCGAUAUACACAAAACCGUAUUUCAGAGUAGGACCAUACCUUGUAGGCAUUCUGGCAGCUUAUGCAAUGUUAGAAAAUUCAUUCAAAAAUUUUAAUUUAAAAACUUGGUAUUUGGUCACUGGAUGGAUUUUGUCACUAACGACAAUGGCAGCUAUCAUAUUGGCCCUGUACCCAACACAUCAAGGAAACAUUUUGGAAAUUCAUCUGGCUGCAACUUACAGCGCUAUUGCGAGAAUCCUGUGGGCAUGUUGUUUGGCAUGGAUUACCUUUGCAUCACAACAACAAAAAAACAUUAUUAGUGCCUUCCUUUCCUUAAAAAUCUGGGUUCCUGUCAGUAAACUAACAUACUGUGUAUAUUUAGUACAUCCUGUGAUAAUUGCAUUUUUUUAUGGAAGUCAAACGAAACCUUUUGAUUACUCUUUUUUGUUGAUGGAAAUGUUAUAUUGA